UGCAUAUAUAGUAUCACUUCCCUUCACUCGGUUCUUGUAGUGUCGUCAUAUUCUUGUGAAGUGCAAAGGAAAAAUAUCAGAGAAAAGUGUUACUGUCUAAGGAAGAUGGAGAGCAUUCUUAAGCCCUUAAGAGAUGGAGAAUCAGUGCUGGACCUCAGUCCAAGAUCCACCGUCGGCGGUGGUGUUGAGGAUGUGUAUGGCGAGGAUCGUGCCACCGAGGACCAGCUUGUCACCCCUUGGACUUUCUCUGUUGCCAGUGGACACUCUUUGCUAAGGGAUCCACAGUAUAACAAAGGACUUGCUUUCACUGAGAAAGAGAGGGAUGCACACUUUUUGCGUGGCCUUCUGCCUCCCACAGUUAGCACACAGGAACUUCAGGAGAAGAAAACAAUGAAUGGCAUCAGACAAUAUGAGGUUCCCUUGCAGAAGUAUGUGGCCAUGAUGGACCUUCAGGAGACGAAUGAAAGGCUGUUUUACAAACUUCUCAUCGACAAUGUUGAGGAGUUGCUUCCAAUUGUAUAUACUCCUGUAGUUGGUGAAGCUUGCCAGAAAUAUGGGAGCAUAUUCAGGCGUCCUCAGGGUCUUUACAUUAGUCUGAAAGAGAAGGGGAGAAUCCUUGAGGUUUUGAAAAAUUGGCCUGAGAGGAGUAUUCAGGUGAUUGUCGUAACUGAUGGUGAGCGGAUUCUGGGACUUGGGGAUCUUGGAUGCCAGGGGAUGGGAAUUCCUGUUGGUAAAUUGGCUUUGUACAGUGCACUAGGUGGAGUUCGUCCUUCAGCAUGUUUACCAGUAACCAUUGAUGUGGGGACAAACAAUGAGCAAUUACUGAAUGAUGAGUUUUACAUUGGACUUAGACAAAAGAGGGCAACAGGGAAGGAAUAUUAUGAUCUUCUUCAUGAGUUCAUGACUGCAGUGAAGCAAAACUAUGGGGAAAAAGUUCUAGUGCAGUUUGAAGAUUUUGCAAAUCACAAUGCUUUUGAGUUGCUUGCUAAAUAUGGCACAACUCAUCUUGUUUUCAAUGACGAUAUACAGGGAACUGCAUCUGUUGUUCUAGCUGGAGUUGUAGCAGCUCUAAAGCUCAUUGGCGGUACCCUGGGUGACCACACAUUCCUCUUCCUUGGUGCCGGAGAAGCAGGAACUGGUAUAGCAGAGCUAAUAGCUCUUGAGAUGUCAAAGCAGACUAAGCAACCUAUUGAAGAGAGUCGCAAGAAGAUAUGGCUUGUAGACUCAAAGGGUUUGAUUGUUAGUUCGCGGGCGAAUUCUCUUCAACACUUUAAGAAGCCUUGGGCUCAUGAACAUGAGCCUGUUAGCACUCUCAUAGAUGCUGUUAAGGUAAUCAAGCCUACAGUUUUGAUUGGAUCAUCAGGAGUGGGACAGACAUUUACAAAGGAAGUAAUAGAGGCUAUGACUUCAAACAAUGAAAAACCUCUCAUUUUGGCUCUUUCCAAUCCAACCUCACAGUCUGAGUGUACAGCUCAACAGGCCUACGAAUGGAGUGAGGGCCGCGCAAUCUUUGCUAGUGGAAGCCCAUUUGAUCCAGUUGAAAUUAAGGGCAAAGUUUAUUAUUCUGGCCAGUCCAACAAUGCUUACAUAUUCCCAGGCUUUGGUUUGGGUUUGGUAAUGUCAGGAGCAAUCCGAGUCCAUGAUGAUAUGCUUCUAGCAGCAUCGGAAGCAUUGGCUAAACAAGUUUCAGAGGAGAACUACAAGAAGGGUUUGAUUUACCCACCUUUCACUGAUAUCAGAAAAAUUUCGGCUGAUAUAGCUGCAAGUGUUGCUGCCAAGGCAUAUGAACUAGGUUUGGCUACACAUAUUCCUCGUCCUCAGGAUCUUGUCAAGUAUGCUGAGAGUUGUAUGUAUAGCCCUGUAUACCGCAACUACAGGUGAAUGGAGGAAACUUCCUGUUGUUGAACCUGAGGCUUUUGGGUCUAAGAAGGAUGUGUUUGAUAUGUAUGGUGUGUGCUUUUAUGAUUAUGCAAGAAUAUGAACAGUUUUAUGCUUUACUUAAACCAGUUUGUUUCUAUUUUAAAAUCCUUAUUUCAUCUUCA
Lotus japonicus is the source of this 2042-nucleotide messenger RNA. RefSeq names its product NADP-dependent malic enzyme. NCBI's taxonomy places the organism in Eukaryota, Viridiplantae, Streptophyta, Magnoliopsida, Fabales, Fabaceae. The record is from RefSeq and is a predicted model, not a curated record. Bases 106 to 1881 code for a protein of 591 amino acids. Gene Ontology annotation, cellular component: chloroplast. Gene Ontology annotation, biological process: pyruvate metabolic process; malate metabolic process. Gene Ontology annotation, molecular function: malate dehydrogenase (decarboxylating) (NADP+) activity; NAD binding; malate dehydrogenase (decarboxylating) (NAD+) activity. The transcript has 19 exons.